This is a messenger RNA of Cylicocyclus nassatus, 1629 nucleotides long. NCBI's taxonomy places the organism in Eukaryota, Metazoa, Nematoda, Chromadorea, Rhabditida, Strongylidae. The record is from the annotation of a GenBank genome assembly.
AUGCAUCUUCGUGAAGUACUCAGCCUUCGCGGCGAUGGCGUCCCGCAGAGAAUUCUAUGCGAUUACGGUCAACUCGAGAGACACCUGCCCGACCGCGACGAUGAACUGGAAUCUGCAGCAACCGAGUCAAGAAAACCCGCACCUGGGGAAAGUCAGAUUCUUGUCGCAGCAGUAGGAAGGAAACUCAUUUCGUGUUCCAUAAAGCCCUUCAAUAGAUCGAACUUACAAUCGUAUAUACGUGGCGUUCGAGUUGCAAAUAUCGUCUGUGUGUUUAGGUUGCUAUGCGGCAAUUGUUCUAGUCUCGUUAAAUAUUCAGAAGCUCUGAAGAGCGUGAAGUCAUUUCUAUACAUGUGGGUCAAGCUGGAGUGCAGAUUGGCAAUGCUUGCUGGGAGUUAUACUGCCUUGAACAUGGAAUCCAGCCAGGUAAAACCUUUGAGCUUCAAAUAUCUAGUGUUUCAAGAUGGAAGAAUGAUCGACUACAAUGAUGGUGAGCAAGACGCAUACAAUACAUUCUUCGCAGAAACCGCAGGAGGAAAGCAUGUUCCUAGGUGUUUGUUGGUAGACCUCGAACCGACCGUUGUGGAUGAGGUGCGUACUGGAACAUACCGAGAGCUUUUCCAUCCCGAACAACUUUUGUCUGGUAAAGAAGACGCUGCAAACUGCUAUGCAAGAGGACGAUACACAAGAGGAAGAGAAAUGAUCGAUGUUGUCAUGGACCGUGUUAGACGUCUAACUGAAAGCUGUCGAGGUUUGCAAGGAUUCCUUGUAUUUCAUUCAUUUGGAGGCGGCACUGGUUCGGGUUUCCUAUCCUUGUUGAUGGAACGAUUAUCCACUGAGUAUGGAAAGAAAUCAAAACUGGAGUUUGCAAUCUAUCCAGCACCUCAGGUUUCAACAUCUAUGGUGGAGCCAUAUAACUCAAUACUUAUGACGCAUACAACGCUUGAACAUUCUGACUGCUCUUUCAUGGCUGAUAAUGAGGCGAUUUAUGACAUUUGUCGAAGAAAUUUGGAUUUAGCAAGGCCAACUUAUACAAAUCUCAAUCGUCUAAUAGCUCAGAUCGUAUCAUCAAUCACAGCGUCUUUGCGCUUUGAUGGCGCUUUGAAUGUGGAUUUGACGGAAUUCCAAACAAAUCUGGUCCCCUAUCCACGGAUACACUUUCCCCUUGUAACCUACGCCCCACUGGUCUCUGCUGAACGCGCCUAUCACGAGCAGAAUACUGUAGCCGAUAUGACAAACACGUGCUUUGAACCGGGAAGUCAGAUGGUGAAGUGUGAUCCGAGGAAAGGAAAGUAUAUGGCUGUUUGCUUGCUCUAUCGUGGAGAUGUCGUGCCGAAGGAUAUAAAUUCUGCAAUCUCAGCCAUCAAAACAAAAAGGACAGUGCAGUUUGUUGAGUGCAACACCUCAGCAAUAGCUGAAGCUUGGGCUCGGCUGGACCACAAAUUUGAUCUCAUGUAUGCUAAGCGAGCUUUUGUGCACUGGUAUGUUGGAGAAGGUAUGGAAGAAGGGGAAUUUUCUGAAGCACGUGAGGACAUGGCUGCUCUGGAAAAAGAUUACGAAGAGAUCGGAGCUGAUGAAUACUAUGAUGACGACGAUACCUAUAUAGCUUCUCGCGGAAGCAGUGCUUAUUGA